AUGUACCAACCGAGGGUGUCACCGAGCUACAACGCGGGCGGCUCGGACUCGCCCGCGACGGGCUCCGAUGGAGGAUUCGGCGGAGUCUCUGCGACGGCGCUGAUAAUGCCCGAGGCUGAGGGCCCCGACGGGAGCACGCGCGCGCACGUGAUCGAGAUGCUCAACCAGUCGAGGACCAGGUGGCUCAAGAACACCGAAGUGUGCGACAUGCUGCUCAACUACCGAUCGUACGGCUUCGCGCUGAGCAAGACGGCGCCCGUGAGGCCACCGGCCGGCACGAUCUUCCUGUUCGACCGCAAGGCCGUCAGGUUCUUCCGCAAGGAUGGUCACGACUGGCAGAAGAAGAAGGACGGCAAGACGGUACGAGAGACGCACGAGAAGCUCAAAGUUGGCAACGUCGAGCUCUUGAACUGCUACUACGCGCACGCCGCCGAGAACGACAGGUUCCAGCGCCGGUGCUACUGGCUCCUCGACAGCGACGAGGGCGUCGUUUUGGUGCAUUACCUCGACACCACGAUGGUCGUGGGGGGCAGGGGCGGCGCGAAGGGCGCGGGGCUCGGUCUCGCCCCCGGGGGGUCCGCGCCGGGGUCCAACAGCGGCACCACCGACGGCGAGGACCAAAACGGCUUCCGCAAUUUGUUCAGGUACGCCAGCGGCAUGUCGCAGUACUCCGGGUCCGGGUACGAGGAGGUGGCGAGCAUGGGAGGCAUGUCGGGGGGCUCGCCCAUGAUGCAGUCCCCCGCGCGCCCCGGCCAGUACCACCCGGAGGUUUACCAGCAGUACUCGCAGCAGCAGCAGGCGGUUGGUGGCCAGUACGGCCACCACGGCUACGGCGCCCCGCCCACGCAUCACUACCCCCACGGCGACAGCGACCCCCACGCGCUCUACCACGCCGCCCAGGAGCAGUUCAACGGCGUCGCCGAGUCCGAGAGCUGGUUCAACAGCGUGCUCGCCUCCGAGGACGAGGCUGGCGAGGAGAGCGGCCCGGGCGGACCGGGUCGAAUGAGCGGAGUUCACCGGCGCGCCAGCGCCACGCUCGUCGACGCCGCCGGCCGCGCCGUUCCCUUUCGCCAGCCGUCCAGCGGCCGAGCCGUUCCCUUCCGCGAGGGCAGCAACAGGUCCAUCCUCAGCAUUGGAAGCGGCCCGCCGCUCGAUCACGGGUACUUUGAGAUGGGCCAGGACGAAUCGUCCAACGGGCCCCACUUCGACUUACUCAAGGAGUUUGCCGUCGAUCAGAUUGCCGAAGCCCAGGGAAUCAAGGUCGAGGGCAUGCCCGUCGAGUCCGCGGCCGCGGCGGCCGCGGCGGCCGCCGCCGCCGGUCCCAACAUCGGCACCGCGUUCCCCGGCGAGUACAGGAGCGACAUCGCGGAUGGCGUCACGAGCAUGGCGGAGCUCGAGUCCAAGAUUGCGUCGCUCAAGGAAACGUUGGUCCGCGUCGCCUCGGUCAACGCGGACGCCAGCCCGGAGCAGGUGGAUCGGCUCGAGCAGGACAUGGCCGCGCUGGAGCGGGGAGCCGCGGCGAUGCGGCCCGCGGCGGGCUCGGUCGGCGGCGGCGGCGGCGGGGCUAAACCCGGCCACCGCAGGGGUUCCUCCUUUGGCAGCGGCACCAGGGCGAGGCCGCCGCGCGCCAGGCCCGUCAUCUGGGACGGCGACGACAAGGACGAGGACGACGCCGACCGCGAGGACGACGGAGACGACGACGACGACGACGGAGACGACAACGAGGAGACGGCGGAGGGUGCACUCUCGCCCCUGGCCAAGGCGGCGGCGGCGACGCGCAGGCCGAGGGGCGCCGACGGCGGCCGGGGCGCGCACCGCGCCGCCGCGCUCGCCGCGCAGCAGCAGCAGCGAAUGGCCGGGUUCCCCCGCGUCCCGUCGCACCCGAGCGAGGGUUCGGAGAUGGACGCAGAGAUGAACAACAGCGACGGCGACAACGGCGACAUCUCGCCGCGAGCCCCGUCGCCGGCGCUCAGGGCGGCGCAGAUGAGAGCCGCGGCGGAGGCGAGCCACGCGAGGUACAACCGCGCGAGGCAGCCCUUCAUACCCCCGGCGCAGCAGGGGUCGCCGAUCCUCUGGGCCAUCGACGACUUCUCCCCAGAGUGGGACACGGAGACUGGCGGGGGAAAGGUUCUGGUGACGGGCACGCCGAGACCGGGCCUGCCCGAGGGCCUGUACCUCUGCUGCGUCUUUGGGGACGUCGAGGUCCCGGCGGAGCAGGUGUCGCCCGGGGUGUUGCGAUGCCGCGCGCCCCCGAUGAACGCCGGCAGGGUUCCCUUUUACAUCUCGUGCCUCGGGAGCGGCAAACGACCGGCGUCCGACAUUCGCACCUUCGAGUAUCGCGAGGCGGGCGCCGGCGGCGCGCGGGACAAGCGCGCCGCGGAGAUUCGGCUCACGAGCGGCGUCACCGAGCGGGACUUUCAGCUCAGGCUCGUGCACCUGCUCAUCGGCGCGGACAGGAGCUCGAAGGCGUCGGGCGGCGGCGGACCCGGCGGACCCGGCGGACCCGGCGGCGGCGGAGGUGGCGGAGGCGGCGGAUCUACCGCCUCCGGGAACGGUCCCUCCGACGGCAAGGGAUCCGGCGGCAGCGGCGGCAACACCAGCUCCCCCGACAACAGGAACGGCGGCGGGUCGUCCGAGAGCCGCGACGUGCACGGCUCCCCUGCUUCGCCCGGACGGUCCGGCUCGCAGUCGGGCGGGUUGGGCGGCGGCGCCGGGGCUGGCUUCACGCGCCGCGCCGUCGCCGCCCUCAACCUCGGCGCCGACCCCGCGCUGGACCCGAACAUGUCCAACCUGUCCGACGAGGACGUCGGCAAGGUGUUCAAGACGGCGCUGGAGGCGAGGCUGCGGCACGCCAUCGCCGCGGAGGCGAAGCACCAUCGCGCCCGCGCCGAGGGUAUCGUGCCCAACCCUACGUACGUUCAGCCCAAGAGCGCGUACGCGAGGGUGGACGCGGGGGGCAUGGGCCUCAUCCACUGCGUCGCGGCGCUCGGCAUGAAGUGGGCCAUACCCGCCAUGACCAAGUGCGGCUGCGACGUGAACCAGCCGGACCGGAGGAACCGGACGGCGCUGCACUGGGCCGCGGCUAAGGGCCACGAGGACACGGUGGCGACGUUACUCGCGUCGGGCGCGAACAUCCGAGCGAUGGCGAGGUGGGGCGCGGGCGGGUACACCGCCGCGGACCUCGCCGCGGCGCUUGGACACGGCGGCAUCGCCGCGUACAUCUCGGAGACGUCCCUGGCUGCGUCGCUGUCCAACAUUUCCCUGUACGGAGGCGCGCAAGGGCCGGCUACCGGCCGAUCGCUUCGCUCAGCCUCCUUCGAUCGCAAGCGGCAGCAGCAGCAGCAGCAGGUUCAGGGCCUGACCACGCCGCUGAUGUCCGGCGCAGGGGUCACGCCGCCGGGCGUCACCCCCGGCGCCGGGCCCACCGCUAACCGCACGGGCCGGGCGCAGCGGGACCGCGUCAAGGCUGUGCCGAUGCGUUCCCUUCUUCUCGCCACGGAGACGGAAGUUACCGCCACCGACGCGGUGACUUCGCAGACGGAAGUUGAGACUGAGGCUGAGUUCAUGGAGGGGGGCGGCACCAGCACCGAGCGCAGGGAGGCUGUCGCCGCGGGUAUGAUCCAGCUGGCGUUCAGGAAGCACUCGGUCCGUCGCCGCAAGGCGCGGAAGAAAGGGGGCGAGCUCAACACGGUGACGGAGGGCGUCGAAACCGGCGCCGCCCCGAGGACGGGCGCCGACCGCGACGUGAAGAAGGACGUGAAGAAGGUGGUGAAGAAGGCUGAGAAGGCUGCGCAGAAAAUCACCGACUCGCUCCGCUCGCUCAAGGUGAGCAAGACGGCCACCGGUGCUGCGCCCGAGCUCGGAAAGCGACGACUCGGCGAGAGGUCCGGCGGAGGACUUCAUCACUCAACGAUUCCCGAAUCGGAAGCGAUGGACGUCUCCGUGGAGGAGGCAGCCGGGUCACCGCCGGAGGGUGCCGAGGGUGCCGACUUUGCGAUGCGGUCGACGUCGGGGGGAGAAGAGGCACUCGCCGCGCUUCGCCGGCGCAUCGCGCAGCUUCAGGAGCGAGCCGUGGCGCUGCAGGGCGAAAUUCGCGCCGCCGACUACCGCGGCCGACAGGACAGGCUCCAGACGCUCAUGCCCGGCGGACACCACCAGCGCAGGCGCGCGGCGGAUAUCAUGCAGCUCAUCUCCGCGGGCGUCGGCGGCGGCGGCGGCGGCGGCGGGGGCGGGGAGGACGGCGCGGCGGCGGCGCGCGUGGUUGACUGGGAGCGCGCCAUGCUCGAACGCGCCAACUCGUCGAAGGAUUCCCUCGACGAGGUGUACCGCUCGGGAGGGGGCGCGUCGAACCGGCUGGUCAAAUCCGCGACCCUUCGCGGUCGCAGGCAAUCGCACAAGUCGCACUCGGACGACGGAAACGACUCGAACAAGCGAUCAACCUCGGACACCAACAACAACGACGACGACAGCGACGACGACGAGGAGGAGGAGAACGUGCAGCAGGCUGUCGCGAGGAUCCAGGCCAUCACGCGGUCGAGGGAGGCGCGGGACCAGUACCUGCGGCUGAGGAUGGUGACGCAGUCCAUGCAGGAGCGGCGGGAUGCCAUCGCGCGGGGGGAGGCGGUGAAGCGGGAGGAGGAUGAGGACGGGUUGGACGACGUAGACGUAGAGGAGGACGAGGAGGAGGACGAGUGAGCGUAGCCGCGGCGGAACGGGACGAACGGACGCGGCGACGUGUGAAGACGUCGUGAUUGAAUGAUUGAUUGAUUGAUUGAGGACGU
Messenger RNA from Micromonas commoda, 4781 nucleotides. RefSeq names its product camta-like transcriptional regulator. The transcript has 2 exons. Bases 1 to 4695 code for a protein of 1564 amino acids. NCBI's taxonomy places the organism in Eukaryota, Viridiplantae, Chlorophyta, Mamiellophyceae, Mamiellales, Mamiellaceae. Gene Ontology annotation, cellular component: nucleus. Gene Ontology annotation, biological process: regulation of transcription by RNA polymerase II. The record is from RefSeq and is a predicted model, not a curated record. Gene Ontology annotation, molecular function: double-stranded DNA binding; protein binding; transcription coregulator activity.